ACUGAUUCCGUUGACAUUGCAUGGAAAGGUGGGGGAGACGAGAGUAGUGUUAUAAAACGUGUACGCAAGAACUGAGAAAAGUUGUUGAUUCCUGCUGUAGAGUUACAAUAAUCAUUUAUUGUAACGUCUGGUGGAGUCAUGUAUCGGCGACCGUUGCAGUCCGCCUUCAAAAGCAUAACUAGCACUUUUGCAUCCAGUAGGACCAUCCUCGGAAAGGCUGCUGAUCCAGAUGCUUACUUCUCCAAAGCUUUGGUGCCUUGCCGUUUUACAGUAUCAGGAGACCCCAGUCAGACACAAUGUCGAGCUCUUCACAUCACAAGAGAGCUCUAUGCUACUAAACACACCCCCCAGGCUUCAGAGGAAGAGGUUGGAGCUUUCACCAAACUCAUCGAAGCCAUGGGCUUCACCGGGCCCCUCAAAUACAACAAAUGGAAAAUUAAAAUAGCUGCCUUGCAUAUGUACACUUGCUGUGUUGAAAGAAUCAACUACGAUGAGUUUUUUGAAAAGUUCUCCCUCCCCGACACGCUCAACUCCUGGUUUCUGGUGGCCCAGCUCCACGUUUGGAUAUGUCUGGUGCGGAUGCGGCAGGAAGGCAGAGAAGGCAAAUACAUGUGUAGAUACAUCGUCCAUUCCAUGUGGGAAGAUGUGGAACAGAGGAGCAAAAUCAUGGGGGUUGAUGCCAUUAACAGGAAAGAGAGCAUGAGAGCAAUGACGGAGAUGUUCUACGCUGCUCUUUUUGGAUAUGAUGAAGGGAUCCUGUCAGAUGACCGUGUUCUUGCAGCAGCGCUGUGGAGGAAUCUGUUCAACAGGCAGUGUGAAGACCCCAGACAGCUCGAGCUCGUGGUAGAAUAUGUCCGCAAACAGAUGCAGUUUAUUGAUUCUUUGAAUGGGGAGGAUCUUCUCCUAACCGGAGAGGUUAGAUGGCGCCCUCUGGUGGAAGAAAAUGCACAGAGCAUUCUGAAGGUGCACCCCAACUACAAUGACACUGGUCUUUAAAAACCCACCCAGAAAGGCUAAAGUACAAUAUAACAGUGAUGUCUGACUCAAUCACUAAGUCUUGUGUACUGUCCCCAUCCUCACAACCUCCUCUAUCUCUCUUCUCGCCAAAUCAGUAUACUGUGAUAGGAGUACACACACUCUUGCAUAAACUCUUUACCUCACACUUAUUGAAGGUAUAGGGCAUUAUAUCGCAGAAAUGUUUCUACUUUUAAUUUAUAUAAUUACAGUAUAUUUCUGUAUUUAUAUAUAUAUGUAUGUCUUUCUGAAGUGCUGCCAUAAUAUUUAUUUGUGUAUUUUUCUUGCCCUCACUGUACAGUGAGGCUCUGUCUAUCCUCUCUCAGUGUGUUAGGGGAAGGUGUGUUGCAUAUGUGUGUUUGCUUGCAUGUUUGCCAGGUUCAUAAAGCUGAAUGGAAUACGUCUGUUCUUUAUUUUAAGUAUUACAAAUAAAGGUGUUCCUCAUGGUCA
Electrophorus electricus (electric eel) is the source of this 1464-nucleotide messenger RNA. It is a transcript of the gene uqcc1, whose product is annotated as ubiquinol-cytochrome c reductase complex assembly factor 1. The record is from RefSeq and is a predicted model, not a curated record. Gene Ontology annotation, cellular component: mitochondrion. Gene Ontology annotation, biological process: mitochondrial respiratory chain complex III assembly. Lineage: Eukaryota; Metazoa; Chordata; Actinopteri; Gymnotiformes; Gymnotidae.